Molecule: messenger RNA, 1324 nt
Organism: Triplophysa rosa
Lineage: Eukaryota; Metazoa; Chordata; Actinopteri; Cypriniformes; Nemacheilidae
Gene: syf2
Product: SYF2 pre-mRNA-splicing factor
Exons: 7
Coding region: 34-750 (238 amino acids)
Cellular component (GO): catalytic step 2 spliceosome; Prp19 complex; post-mRNA release spliceosomal complex
Source: RefSeq, a predicted model, not a curated record
UCCGUGACGCACUUCCUAUUUCAGAAAGAGAACAUGGCGUCUGGGACAGAGGUUGUUGCUGCCAGCGGUGAAGAGGAGGUUACUGAGGCUCCAACGGGACAGAAGAGAGAGGAGAGGCUCAGAAAGUUCAGAGAGCUUCAUUUUAAAAGGAAUGAGGCUCGUAAGCUGAACCAUCAGGAGGUGGUGGAGGAGGACAAGAGACUGAAGCUGCCAUCUAACUGGGAGGCCAAGAAAGCUCGUCUGGAGUAUGAGCUCACGGUGGACCAGAAGAAGAAGGAAUGUGCAGAGCGUGGGGAGGACUAUGACCGUGUGAAGCUCCUGGAGAUUAGUGCUGAAGAUGCUGAGAGAUGGGCAAGGAAGAAAAAGAAGAGGAACCCUGAUCCAGGAUUCUCGGGGUACGCUGAGGCCCAGUUGAGACAGUACCAGAGACUGACAAAGCAGAUCAAGCCUGAUAUGGACAACUAUGAGAAACAGAGAGAAGAGUGUGGUGAAGAUUUCCAUCCGACACCAAAUAGUCUGAUUCACGGCACUCACGUCCCUUCUAAAGUGAGCAUCGACCGUAUGGUGGAGGACGUCGAGAAACAGAUUGAAAAGCGCUCAAAAUACAGUCGUCGCCGAGCCUACAACGAUGAUUCCGACAUCGAUUAUAUCAACGAGAGGAAUGCCAAGUUCAACAAGAAGGCCGAGCGGUUCUACGGUAAAUACACAGCAGAGAUCAAACAGAACCUGGAGAGAGGAACAGCCGUGUAACCAUGGAAACUGUUGCUAUGAAUGUCACUUUUCCAUCUGCCAAGCAACCAUACAGAAGUCAUACACAAAUGUUUUUAUCUUCGUGUGAAAUUAUAAAGUCUCUCUCUUCUCUGUGGUGGACAAACUCAUGGAAGAGGUGUACAUUUAAAUUCUUUUUUUUUCUUAUGCUAUCAUUGAAAGCUUUAUUAUUGAUAUGAAUACUUUUACCUGCUAAAGUGGACAUUUUCUGUCAGUGUUUUUGCUUUUGUGUGUAAAUUCAUUGUUUCCACAGUAGUUGACUAGUAGUUCAGUAAAAACAAUUUCAUACCACAAUUCAUUGUACUUUGUGAUUUAACUUUAUAUGACGGAUGUUUUUUCUUACUAUAAACAUGGUGGAUUUUAUAUUGCACAGCUAUGAAGUUGCUCCUGUAGUUUUAGUGAUAAUGGUUUGGGCUUGUUUAAGCAAAUUAGGUGUGUUCUGCACCAAAAAACAGAAAAAAUGCAUUGAAAUUUCCUUAUGUGUGUGGGUAAGAGACCGUAAUUAAGCAAGAAAAAAAAUGAGCAUGAUAAUUAAACGUGAUCAUUUAUCUUCUGG